AUGAAGAAGUUUUUAGAAGCCAUUGCCCUUAUCUCCAGAGACCAUGCCAGAACACCUAUGCAAUGGUCGCGCGAAGAGCCAAAUGCUGGCUUCUCUGGGCCCACCGGCAAGCCAUGGUUCUACUUGAACGAAUCUUUCAGAGAGGGAAUCAACGUCGAAGACGAGCAAAAGGAUCCAAACUCUGUGUUAGCUUUCUGGAAGGAAGCUUUGAGAUUUAGAAAGGCACACAAGGAUAUCACUGUUUAUGGCUAUGAUUUUGAGUUUAUCGACCUUGACAAUAAAAAGCUGUUCAGUUUUACCAAGAAGUACGAGAACAAGACCUUGUUUGCAGCCUUGAACUUUAGCUCUGACAACGUGGACUUUACGAUUCCAGAUGACAGUACCUCGUUCAAGUUGGAGUUUGGAAACUUUCCAAAGAAGGAGGUAGAUGCCUCUUCCAGGACUUUGAAGCCAUGGGAGGGAAGAAUCUAUAUUAAUGAAUAA
Messenger RNA from Saccharomyces eubayanus, 483 nucleotides. RefSeq lists its product as uncharacterized. The transcript has a single exon. Bases 1 to 483 code for a protein of 160 amino acids. Gene Ontology annotation, molecular function: alpha-amylase activity. The record is from RefSeq and is a predicted model, not a curated record. Gene Ontology annotation, biological process: oligosaccharide catabolic process. Lineage: Eukaryota; Fungi; Ascomycota; Saccharomycetes; Saccharomycetales; Saccharomycetaceae.